Messenger RNA from Oppiella nova, 639 nucleotides. The record is from the annotation of a GenBank genome assembly. NCBI's taxonomy places the organism in Eukaryota, Metazoa, Arthropoda, Arachnida, Sarcoptiformes, Oppiidae.
CCCAUCACUUUUCUUAGGGAAUACUUCCAAGUGUUGGAAAAAGAAGAAGCAGUAAAAGCCAAACAAAAAGCUCCCAUUUCUCCGGACAACGAACGCGACGAUGACUUGUCUCCCGUUCCCAUCCCAUCCAACACUCAACGCCCCCGAAGGGGUGGUGUUUCUGCUGAAACUUACAAUGAAGACGAUGUGAAAAAUUACGUAAAAAAGGUUGUGCCUAAGGAUGACAAGGCUCGGGCAUCACUCGAGAAAGUUAUGUCCAAAAUAGUGUUAUUCAAGCAUUUGGAUGAUAACCAAAGAAGUGAUAUAUUCGAUGCAAUGUUCGCUGUGGUGCACAAUCCGGGCGAAAUGAUCAUCAAACAGGGCGAUGAGGGCGACAACUUCUAUGUCAUCGACGAGGGAGAGGUCGAAAUAUAUGUCAACAACGUUUGUGUGACAACCAUCGGCGAGGGCGGCAGCUUUGGUGAACUGGCGCUCAUAUACGGCACCCCUCGGGCCGCUACAGUCAAAGCCAGAAAUCACGUCAAAUUAUGGGCCAUCGAUAGGGACACGUAUCGAAGGAUUCUUAUGGGAAGUAUUAUUAGGAAAAGAAAACUAUACGAAGAAUUUUUAUCCAAAGUUUCAAUUCUCGGUAUAAAAUGA